Episyrphus balteatus (marmalade hoverfly) is the source of this 877-nucleotide messenger RNA. RefSeq lists its product as uncharacterized. The transcript is spliced from 4 exons. The record is from RefSeq and is a predicted model, not a curated record. Lineage: Eukaryota; Metazoa; Arthropoda; Insecta; Diptera; Syrphidae. The coding region runs from base 130 to 720 and encodes 196 amino acids.
UCGUUUUAGGUUUAAAUUUCCAGUGCAGUUCUGGCCUUUCAUCGAGUUGUGUGUGUUUUCUGUUUUGCGUGUUAACGUUUUGCAUUUUACGUGCGGAUAAGUUUGAACAAAUUUCAAGCCCCCUCAAAAAUGAAUCAAUCCAUGAGCUUAAUGUGCGUUGCAACGACGACGACGGUGUUGAUGGUUUUACUCAUGACCGAUGUUAUCUUUUGUGGGCCAAUCCAAAUUACAGUGAGUGAUAAUUCUGUUUACUCCAAUGGUGAAUCCUCAAGUGAUGGUGAAUUAGAACAACAUCAUCAUCAGGAACAGGAGCAGAAUCAUCAUCAUCAGGAGGUCGAGGCAAGGGAACUCCCACAACAUCAAGAGGAGGAUUAUUUGAAGAUAAGUCUUCUCGAGCCUAAAGAUAAGAUUAGAGAGUCUGUCAAUUUGGAAUAUGAAGCGAUUCCUUCGAAGGUUUUGACCAAGUAUGAUUCGGGCCACAAGAAGUUGGCUGAUUUUACUAGGCCGAUUCCAGUUAUAGAUACAAUUAGUGAAUCGGAGAAAUAUGGUAAUACUGGUGACCAAUUUGAUGGUAUCGCGAGGGCCAUUGUUAACGGCUAUGAGGCAUUUUCAAAUUUGAUAAACAAGUUGAUUGGGAAACCAAAAGAAGUCGCUAGAUCAAUAUCUCGAGGAAUUACAGCACAGCUUGAUGUUAUUGGAGGAAAAUUAGUUGGCCUGUAAAAACUAUAUCGAACUGAAAAACUGUCUAUUUUUUUUUGUAAAUACCUGCUGUCCUUCAUUGUUAUUGAUAAAUUAUUAUUUAUUUAUAAGUAAUUUGCCGCAAAACUUGUUUCAAAAUAUAAACAUUAAAAAUUAUGUUUAAGAAUGAAAUUAUAAU